GUUUGAGUCUUGUCGAUAGAAACAUACAUAUACAUAUUCGUACACACAUAUACUUAAUAAAAGAGAGCCGAUAAUAUUAAUAAUAUUAUAAAAAAAUGUCAGAGGAGGCAUCAAAUAAACGACAGCGCGUUAGCAAGGCCUGUGAACAAUGUAGACGAAAAAAAGUCAAAUGUGACGGAACAAUACCCGUCUGUGGAAAUUGUGUUUCUCUUAGUCUCGGUUGCACUUACAAGGAGUCCACAAAAAAGAGAGGUCCGCCAAAGGGCUACAUAGAAGCAAUCGAAGGCCGGUUGCACAGACUUGAAGCACUGCUGGGCAGCAUCAUACAAGAAGACGAUCCGAGAUCACAAGCAAUUUUGGCCGAACUAAAUGCACCAUUGGAAACAGCCUAUGGAGAACUCGUUCGACCUCGGCCAAUGAGACGAACCAUGACUCUUGGAUAUGAAGAAGGCCAAGUAGAGCCCUAUCCAGACCACCACACCCACAGCAACAACCACCGCCACCAAUCUACUGACCCGCCCUCUUCAUCUUCAUCUACAGCCACCCCUUCAAACUUUGGUGGUGCAGAGACAGCAAACGAUAAUCUUGGAAAUCUUUCAAUUGACGAAAGUGGACAACUCCGAUACUAUGGAAAAUCUUCUGGCUAUUACAUGCUCAGAAGUAGCAAGAACUUCCAGAAUGGAGCCUUUCACUUCAAUUCUCGCGGAUACCGUGCAAGAGCAGAGAAUAGAAAGCCAUCUGGCUACCCAAUGGCAGUCGACCCAUUUGAAAUGCCCCCAGACGACCUGUCUCAGCAUCUACUAGAUCUGUACUUUGCCCAUUUCUAUCCCCUUGUCCCACUUUUACACAAAAAAUCAUUUUUGGAGGCUUUCAAGAGCAAGGACCGAAAACCAGCCCCUCUCUUGUUAAAUUCCAUCUACGCUGUAGCCUCACGCAUCUCACCGGAUAUACGAGUCAGAGCUGACCCGAACUUGCCCGACACUGCUGGAGAUUUAUUCUUCGAACGAGCAAGAAUUCUUUUAGAUCUUGAAUGGGACGAUUUCAAAGUGUCAACUGUACAAUCUCUUUUGUUGCUCAGUAGCCAUCAAAAUGGCGCUCUCAAGAAUAUCCGCGGCUGGCUCUAUAGUGGACUAGCAUUAAGAAUGGGGCAGAAUCUCGGUUUGAACAGGAAUUGUAAUGAUUGGGACCUAUCAGCAACUGAAAAAGAAGAACGCAAACGAUUAUUCUACUGCUGUUUCGUUCUCGAUCGACUGACUUGUGGCAUGCACGGACGCGCACCAAUGAUCGACGAACGAGAUUAUGAUACACCUUAUCCAACCGAAGACGACGAAGACGACGUUGGACAUUCGCCGAGAAUUAUCGAAAAUUUUACCCAACUCAUUAAACUCUGCGAACUACUCGGGGCCGUACUGAGAGAUUUAUACACAGUUAAAGGACGAAAACAAUUGUCUGUCAUGGCAUCCCCUGACAGCGUUAUUUCAUCACUCGAUCGCGGUUUGAAUAAAUGGAUGGCCAAACUUCCACAAAACUGUCAAUAUCGCCCACCAAACAGUCGCCUCAACGAAAAGGCACCUGCUCCCUCACUUGAAUUAUGCCAGGUUCAUAUGCUAUUCUACACCACCCUAAUUCUUCUUCACCGCCCAUUCAUUCCAGGUCCCACUCAAUCGACAUCUCCAUCUGUAUUUCCUUCGGCAUCGAUUUGCAGUUUUGCGGCAAAUAAGAUUCUUGACAUUGUAGAGUCCCUGAUGGCUGAGGGCCGCCUAAAGAAUGUUAACAACUAUUCAUUAUACUUUAUGUUCACGGCUGGAAUUAUUUUUAUUAACGAUGCUGCUUCAGACGACAGUAUGUUUGCGUUUGAGGCCAAAAUCAGUAUUAACAAGAUCAUCCGUGCCAUGGAUGAAAUUGAAGCUACAUGGAUCACUUCCGCUCGUCACUGCAAUAUUUUGGGUGAACUAGCUGGUCUAAGGGAUAUUAACCUUGAGGCAGUUGACGAUAGUUACAUUAGACAAUCAGAGAGAAUCAAAGUACAGGCACCCAUGUCUAUUGCCGUCCCUAAUUCCCCUGAUACUAUUCCUGAUGCCAUACCAGACAUAAUUGAAGAACUUCGACACCCAAUUGAUGUAGACCGACGCAUGACUCUUAAACAACCCGGUUACCUAGCUGUAAAUUACAACUCCAAUAUAACCUCUGUACAAAGUGUGUCUUCUGAAGAGAGUGGUAUGCCAUCUUAUCCUCCCCUUACACAACCUCAGUCUCAGUCUCAGUCUCAGUCUCAGUUUGAUUAUCCUCAACUACCACCAAUGUCAUUUUCAGAUAAUAACGGCCAGUCUAGCCGACCAUUUGAUCAAGUUGGGACCGCAUUCUGGGGUAUGCCAACUUCAUUUGACUUUGAUGAAUGGAACGACUACUUUAGUCACCGAAAUCAACAACAGGCUCGGGCUGACGCUAACUUGUCCGGCCCGGCUCUGAGUCAACCAAUGAAUCAACCAUUGAAUCAGCCGGACAUGAGUCAAACAUUUAAUGGUGUCCGGCCCGACCGAUCAGACAUUCGCCAAAUGUGGUAACAUGGCUCUGUCGGCGAUUCAUUUUGCAUUCAACCUUGUUAUUUUCCAUCCUCUUUAUCGAGGUUGUAUUUUAUCUCAUUCCAUUCUAAUACACUCCACACUCACACUUUCACAACAACAUUCACCAAUCAAAAAAACGACAUUCACUCAUUCACAAAUAUAUACAUAUUAUAUAAUUAAAUAAAAAUAUCGCGUAUUACUACUACUACUACUAUUAAUAUCACUAUUACUAUUACUCCUAUAAAUCCUAAAGUUAUCGCUUUGAAUAACCAGCACAGGUCCACAUAACUGCUCUCCAGAUUAUAGAAAGGCCAGCAAGGCCGGCUACAACAAUACCACCAUAGAACAGUGCAUCAUGGGCAACUUUUCCGCAAAGAGUUGGGCACGGAUCAGAGUUGCCUGGAAUGCUUUCGGCAAGGUCUGUGCACUUUGUGCUGCACUGAUCACUGAUAACCUUAGCAGAUACAACCAUGGCAAUUCCACCUGCGCAAAAGGCUAUUGCUAUAAGCAUGCAGAAACAUGAGCAGCAUGUAAGGGCAGGGUUGUAGCAGCAGCAGUUACAGCUACUACUGCGACGGUCAUCUGAGUAAGGUCUAGGGCGGUAUGAUUCGGCUUCAUCUUUUGGUGCUCGCUUUGGACCUAAUUCUAGUUGUGUUUCCUUGUACGGUUUUGUCUUGGUCUUCUGGUGCUGUACCAUGGGUGAUUCGGGUGAUUGAGAGACCUCAUGAUCUUCUUCUUCUUGGUACUGUGUAUAAUAUUGAUCCGAUUGAUGUACUGGUGUGGUUUGGUAAAAAUGUGCAGGUGGGAUAUGUUGUUGUU
Molecule: messenger RNA, 3383 nt
Organism: Phycomyces blakesleeanus NRRL 1555(-)
Lineage: Eukaryota; Fungi; Mucoromycota; Mucoromycetes; Mucorales; Phycomycetaceae
Product: Zn(2)-C6 fungal-specific transcription factor
Exons: 5
Coding region: 96-2564 (822 amino acids)
Biological process (GO): DNA-templated transcription; regulation of DNA-templated transcription
Molecular function (GO): DNA-binding transcription factor activity, RNA polymerase II-specific; zinc ion binding; DNA binding
Source: RefSeq, a predicted model, not a curated record